GUAAAUAUAAAACAAGCAAACAGUAGAAAGAAGAAAGUGAAUAGAUAGAAGAGAAUAAAUAAAGGUAGAAGGGUAUAUUGUAUUGAUCGAGAAGGGGGGUUGGGUGGUAUGAUGAUGACGUCAUCUGCUAGUGAGAAACCAUUAGUGGAAUUGACGAAAGGCAUCAAUGGCCUUGAUAAGGUUGUUCUCCGGGAGAUUCGUGGCGCUUCUGCCGAGGUGUAUCUCUAUGGCGGUCAGGUGACGUCUUGGAAGAAUGAUCACAGAGAGGAAUUGCUCUUUGUUAGUAGUAAGGCCAUUUUUAAGCCUCCAAAAGCAAUUCGUGGAGGUAUUCCUAUAUGUUUCCCGCAGUUUGCAAAUCGUGGCUCUCUUGAGGCGCAUGGAUUUGCCCGAAACAGGUUCUGGAGCAUUGACAAAGAUCCGCCUCCAUUUCCAGCAGCUACUUCUUCAAGGGCUUUUGUUGACUUGAUCUUGAAACCCUCUGAGGAGGACUUGAAGAUCUGGCCUCACAGUUUUGAGUUCCGGCUGCGGGUCUCUUUGAGUCCUGCUGGAGAUUUGAUGUUGACGUCUCGUAUUAGAAACACCAGCACUGAUGGAAAGCCUUUCACAUUUACAUUUGCGUAUCACACCUACUUUUCUGUUUCAGAUAUCAGUGAAGUCCGUGUUGAGGGCCUUGAGACACUUGAUUAUCUUGAGAAUAAGGAGAGAUUCACUGAGCAAGGUGAUGCAAUUACUUUUGAGUCUGAAGUGGAUAAAAUAUAUCUCAGUACCCCCACAAAAAUUGCGAUCCUGGAUCAUGAAAAGAAACGAACAUUUGUUAUUCGUAAAGAUGGGUUGCCGGAUGCAGUUGUGUGGAACCCUUGGGACAAGAAGGCAAAGGCCAUGGCUGAUUUUGGAGAUGAAGAGUACAAGCACAUGUUGUGUGUUGAGGCUGCUGCAGUGGAAAAAUCUAUCACUUUGAAACCUGGUGAAGAGUGGAAAGGAAGACAGGAACUUUCUGCUGUUCCUUCAAGUUAUUGCAGUGGCCAGCUUGACCCAAAGAAAGUUCUCCUUGGCAGCUGAGAAAAGCUUUUUGAUGGUUUAUAUCGUGUACAGGUGCUUUGUUGCAAUUUAUGGUUGGAGUGCAACAGUGACCUCUGCCAAAGACCCUUAACUCUUGUCCUUUUUAUGUUUUCCUAUACCUUGGGUUGGAAGGUGAACUUCUUGAGUAGCCAAGUUGUUGAAUAAUACUUCGUUUAAUGGUCAAAUAUUUUGGUAUGAUCUCAGUUUAAGGAAGAUGCGUGGUCUAAGACGGUCAAAGGAAUGAUUAACUGUUGUCAUAAACAAGUAUACUAUGAUUCUUCUGCCAUACUAGUAUAUUGUGGGUUGAAACGCCUUUUUUUUGGGCACUUGAGGCUCCGCAGAAGUUGAUCCAAGUUCUGAAAAUGCUUAAAAAUGUAUAUAGAACACACGACUGGCUUUUAUGUUUCCCAUAUUUGUUGACGUAACGCUACUUUGCUUGGAUCUUAUUUGUUUGCACUUUAAUUUGAUUUUAUUUUGUGAA
Lycium barbarum (goji berry) is the source of this 1540-nucleotide messenger RNA. RefSeq names its product putative glucose-6-phosphate 1-epimerase. The coding region runs from base 109 to 1059 and encodes 316 amino acids. The transcript is spliced from 9 exons. The record is from RefSeq and is a predicted model, not a curated record. Gene Ontology annotation, biological process: carbohydrate metabolic process. NCBI's taxonomy places the organism in Eukaryota, Viridiplantae, Streptophyta, Magnoliopsida, Solanales, Solanaceae. Gene Ontology annotation, molecular function: isomerase activity; carbohydrate binding.